AUGGCGGGUAUUGAUGUAGAUUUGAUUCCUGUAGAGCAUGAAGAAGAAAUAUUAGUAUUGAAAUCUAUAUUUAAUGAAGAUUUUAUAUUAAUUAAUAAUGAAAAUAAUCAAUCGACAUUUGAUUUGAUUAUUCAUUUUGAUUCAUUACCAAAUAAAAUUCUUCUUAUUCAUAAUGAAUCGAAUAUUUCCACUGAACUUCGUCAUUUACCACCUAUAAUUCUUCAUAUAACAUAUAGAAAAACUUAUCCUAAAAUUGAUCCACCAUUGUAUUGUAUUAAAUGUGAUUAUUUAACAUGUGAUCAACUUUUAUUAUUAACAAAUCAAAUGGAUAAAAUGUGGCAAUCAGAUGAAGUUAUUGUUUAUAGAUGGAUUGAAUUUUUAAAAGAUUAUUUUUAUAAUUUAAAUCAUCAACUUAUACUUUUUGAUAAUGAAUCAUCAAUAGAUGAUAUACGUUUUUUAACUAAUUAUAAUAAAAUUGGAUCAAAAAAAAUUUAUGAACAAUUAGUUGGAUAUAAUCGAAUACAAAAUCAAUAUGAAUUCGAACAAAUGAAUCAUAUUUGUCCAAUAUGUUUAGAAGAAAAAUCAGGAAAAAAUUUUUUACAAUUUGAAAAAUGUCAUCAUUAUGCUUGUUUUUUAUGUUUAAAUUCUCAUGCAAAAGAAUAUUUAUCUAAUAUACAAAUAAAAUCAAUUAAUUAUUAUGAAUGUGAUUCACCAUUAUAUCAAUCUGAACUUCGUCAAAUAUUUUCUGAUAAUAAAUUAUUCAUAAAAUAUCAACAACGUUUAUUAGAACAAACAUCUGAUAUAGUAUGGUGUCCACGUUGUCAUUAUACUAUUAUUUGUACACCAUCAGAAAGUAAAUCAGGAAAUCAUCAAUCAUUUGUUGAAUGUUUUUAUUGUCAAUUUACAUUUUGUCGACGAUGUCAACAAAUUUGGCAUCCACAAAUUCAAUGUCCUAAAGAUGAAAUUCUUCAUAAUAUAAAACAAAAUAUAAAUUCUAAUGAAAAAAAAUUAAAUAAAAUAGAAUUAAAUAAACUUUUAUUAGAAAUUGAAAAUAUUCAAAUAAUUGAACAAUGUACAAAACCUUGUCCAUCAUGUAAUGUUCGAAUUGAAAAAAAUGGUGGUUGUCAACAUAUGCAUUGUCGAGCAUGUCAAAUACAUUUUUGUUGGGUAUGUGGAUGGUAUGGACAUGCUUAUAGUCCACAUCCAUGUGUAAUUAAACCUGAAAAAUUUCAAGCAUCACUUCCAUUGGAUAUGAAUGAAAAACUUGAACAAGUAUUACAUGAUGAAAAUGGUAAAAAAAUUCAACAUAAUAUUGUCAAACGAAUACAAAUAUGUCCAAAAGAAGAUUGUCGUCAAGCUCAUGUUAAAAUUGGAAUAAAGAAUAUGCUUACAUGUGAAAAAUGUGAAACUAAAUUUUGUUUUUUAUGUGGAGAAAUUGUUUAUGGAAAUUUUCAUUUUUCAGAAUAUGGUUGUAAACCUAAUACUCGACUUUAA
Molecule: messenger RNA, 1494 nt
Organism: Rotaria sp. Silwood1
Lineage: Eukaryota; Metazoa; Rotifera; Eurotatoria; Philodinida; Philodinidae
Source: the annotation of a GenBank genome assembly